AUGUUCUCUUUAAUUCGGAUGGGAAAAGCUUCUGAAUCUUCUAAUUUCAAUUCUAAUUGGAAAAAUGCGAAGAGAAUUCACAUUGAAAUGAUGGCAGCUUCCUGCAGAGUCUGCACAGAAAAAAAAGGCUUCGACGACGACGACCAUCGCGCUAACACAAAAAAUCCGGAGUCUCAAGCAGCGAUCGAUGACAAUGGUACAACAUUAUUGCUGCUUUUGCUCAGCUUUUAUGGCCUUAUCUCGAUUAAAUCGAAAGAGCCGAAAGUGUUUGAAAAGGCGAUGAAAAUGAAGCAGUAA
This is a messenger RNA of Clunio marinus, 297 nucleotides long. The record is from the annotation of a GenBank genome assembly. NCBI's taxonomy places the organism in Eukaryota, Metazoa, Arthropoda, Insecta, Diptera, Chironomidae.